AUGAAUAGUUCAUCUAAAUCAACGAAAACUUGGACGCUAUUACGUUAUGCUGUUGAAAUUAACCAUCAUUCACCUUCGUCAAGUCCAAAUUCGACGUCGUCUAGCGAGCGACAACAACCACAACGGCAACUUAUUGAUUGUUCGGAAGGACUACUUUGCUUGACGCUUACACCGAGUCAACAAUUGUACGUUAUUCGUGAUGAUACGGAAAAGAUUGAAUGUGUUGAUCUGUUAACAACUGAUUCUUCUUCAGUUAUGGGUACUUACACCGGCGAUAGUCUCCUCUUGACUUAUCUUAUUCCACAUGAUAAUAUUCAGCGAAAAUUUUUAGUUAAAUUUGCAUCAACAGCUACGCUGAAUGCUCGACAGCAUUGCGAAGAUUGUGUCAAGUUGCUUUCACAUUCAAUUAAUAUCACUCAUUUUGAUUCUACAUCAUCAUCAUCACCGAUAACAACGAAUUCGAUUGUAUCAAUUGCUGAUAUGAUUAAAUAUUUAAUGAAAGAGAAUCCGAUUCAGUUGUCUUCGUAUUAUAAUCAAGAAGUCGUGUUUAAUUGGAAAGAAACAGAUGAACUAUUGGAAAAAUAUCUAUGUGAUGAAACAUUUCCAGAUUUCGUUGCUAACGUUGCAUCAGUACUUGAAACGAUGAAAGAUAGUUCCAAGUAG
Messenger RNA from Adineta ricciae, 663 nucleotides. The record is from the annotation of a GenBank genome assembly. NCBI's taxonomy places the organism in Eukaryota, Metazoa, Rotifera, Eurotatoria, Adinetida, Adinetidae.